GCAAAUAUCUUUUUGCCUACGUAAUCCUUAGCAACCUCUUCGAACUUCGCUAUCCCCUCAACAUGUACCUGUAUCACCAUCUCUGAAAUAGGCAACACCUAGUGCAUUUACAACUCGUCCUACUGAACUGAACCCGUCACUGGAAGUUGUGGGACCCAGCACCUUAUACAGGGAGGAAGUAGAGCAUCAGCUGUGCUACUAUGGCAACAGGCUUUGGAAUGAAAGCGGUGAUUUCUAUGAUGUCAAUGAAAUUUGGGUCAGUGAAUGAUAUACAGACAGUCACACUGAGUGAUUGGAUGAAGGAUCAUAUCACGCAUGAAGAUCAGACAACGAAAACUUCCUCUUCGGAACCACAACUACAAGAUACCAGCAACUCUCGGUCCAGAAGGAAACUCGUCAUCCUGGACUGCCGACCAGAAGAGGAGUACGCUGUCAGCCACCUGGAAGGGGCAAUAAGAGUUGAUUUCGACAAGGAAGUGAACGAAAUUGUGAAGACGUUGCCGGAACAUCUACAACCAGUUGAACGUCUGGUUAACACUGACAUUGUGUGUUACUGCUCCAUUGGAUACAGAUCAUCAACAGUGGCGGAUAAACUACAAAAAUACUUCAGGAAAAACUCAGGUUCACUUCCUUCCGGUCCCGACUUUCCCACCGCAGUUAAUUUAGAGGGCAGUCUGUUUCAGUGGGCGAACGAAGGUCGUCCUAUGGUAGAUAGCAAUGGGCAGCCAACUAGCUUCGCUCAUCCUUACAAUGCCAUGUGGGGUAAACUUUUGAACGCUGAACUUAGGAAAGAGAAAUUAUAAAGAAGAACAUGUUAUCAUAUAUAUCUUGUCGCUGUAUUUAGAGUGAACUCGAAACAAAAAUGUCACAAAUGUAGACUUUAUCACCUGUAGUAGGUGACGUCUAUGGUACUUGUUGUUUUUAUAUUUCAUAAGGUGAUUUUAUUAUUAUAUAUUGACGUGUCUAUGACAACGAUCGAAUGUGACAAGAUAUUGUGUCACCUGGCAGACCACGUGUGUUUUCUCAUUGUGUAUCCUGCCACAUUCAGACCCUCCGUGCGCUUCCCUCUGAGCCAACAAGAGUGAUUACCAUAAUCGAAAAGCAUUAUUGUUUCGUUUUGGUGUAGUCUAAAUAAAGUAUAUAUUUAUUAUGCCAAUGACAAGUAAUAAUUUAGCCUUCCCAUGCCAAGUUACAUCGUGUAAGCGAUGAAUAUGCAGAAUCAUGGGAUUUUUUGCUAUUCUUUUUUAACGUUUUUGACAAUAAACAAAUCCAGUUUCUACCAGUA
This is a messenger RNA of Mizuhopecten yessoensis (Yesso scallop), 1285 nucleotides long. RefSeq lists its product as uncharacterized. The record is from RefSeq and is a predicted model, not a curated record. Bases 201 to 803 code for a protein of 200 amino acids. Lineage: Eukaryota; Metazoa; Mollusca; Bivalvia; Pectinida; Pectinidae. The transcript is spliced from 7 exons.